Molecule: messenger RNA, 2428 nt
Organism: Spodoptera frugiperda (fall armyworm)
Lineage: Eukaryota; Metazoa; Arthropoda; Insecta; Lepidoptera; Noctuidae
Product: L-threonine ammonia-lyase
Exons: 9
Biological process (GO): L-serine catabolic process; L-threonine catabolic process
Molecular function (GO): L-serine ammonia-lyase activity; threonine deaminase activity
Source: RefSeq, a predicted model, not a curated record
ACUGCAGAAAUCUGUUAUCAAUUCCUACCAUGACCAAAAUUAAACAAACAACUCAUUUUUCUACUGAGCCGCUCCGCAGUCGGUCGAAGUGAUUACGUUCAUUUAAUAUUUAAAAAAAAUAUAAAUACCUAUCUAAAUGGAGCGCUACAGGCUUGAACCCGUAACAGUAGAGUACGAUCCGAUGUGUGAUAAGGAGAAGCCACAGAAAAUUUCCUUUGAAGAUGUAUCUGCUGCUGCUUAUAGGAUCCAGAGCCAGAUUGUAAAAACGCCUUGCGUGAAAUCCCAUAUGUCUAACGCAUUUGGAAUGGACAUUUAUCUGAAAAACGAUUUUCUUCAACACACUGGGAGUUUCAAAGAACGUGGUGCACGAAAUGCCCUCCUUUUGUUAUCAAAGGAGAAUAAGACUCGUGGCGUGAUUUCUGCAUCACUUGGCAACCACUCCCAAGCCCUGAGCUACCAUGCCAACAACCUGAACAUUCCCGCCACGGUGGUGAUGCCCAACGUGGCUCCGAUCAUGAAGAUAGAAAAAUGCCGGUCUUAUGGGGCCAACGUCAUCAUCCAUGGACAUGACAUGAAGGAAGCUAAAUACCAUGCUAUGACCCUGGCUAAAGAAAAGUCUCUGAUCUACAUCAACGGCUAUGACCACCCGCACAUAAUGGCGGGCCAAGGCACGGUGGGGCUGGAGAUCAUAGAGCAGGUGCCCGACGUGGACGCCGUGAUAGUGCCCGUGGGGGGAGGGGGGCUGCUGGCGGGCGUCGCCACCGCCAUCAAACAUCUUAAGCCUCACGUUCUUAUUUACGGUGCGGAGACGGAGAAGUGCCCGAGCAUGGAGAAUGCCAUCAAGCACGACGAGCCAGUCUCCGUGGAGAUCAGGUCCACUCUAGCAGACGGUCUGGCGGUGCCCACAGUCGGGUACAACGCCUUCGCCACCGUCAAGGAUUGCGUCGACAGAAUGUAGACCUUUCUUGUCAACGAGGACUGGAUAGCUCGGGCCAUCCUGCGGCUGAUUGAGCAGGAGAAGUACGUGGUGGAGGGUGGGGGGGCAGUCGGAGUGGCAGCCAUCAUGGCGGGGCUCGUGCCAGAACUCAGCGGGAAAAAGGUUGUAUGCAUUCUCUCAGGAGGUAACAUAGACACGACUAUCCUGGGCCGGUGUCUGGAGCGCGGGCUGGCUGCAGAGCAACGCCUGGUGAAGUUCAAAGUGACGGUGAGCGACCGGCCCGGCGGCAUCGCAGAGCUGUGCAAGCUCAUCUCCUGUACCGGAGUCUCCAUCAAGGACAUCAUACAGGAACGCGCCUGGGUACAUGGCGAUAUCUUCAGCGUGCGGGUGAAAGUCGUGUGUGAAACUCGUGGACCGGAACACUUGGAGGAGUUGCGCGGAGUGAUAGCGACCACUUACAGGGAAUGGGACUUCGCAGGCGAAUACGAUGCCUACCCGCGCCGUAACAGCACAGAAUCCCUGGACGACGUCUCUCAUUAACUUGCUUGCAAUAUAUGUACCAAUUAAUGCAUAAAGUUUUCCUAUAAAAUACUUGUGGGUACAUAACUUAUACUAAUAUUGUAAAAACGAGAUUUAUUUAGGCAUUCUUUAGUUCUGGUUGCGUGCGACUCUGAAACUAAACAAGUAAUUUGAAAAAUUAUUUCACCACUAGAAAGUUAUAUGACAUGAAAAAUUAUAUGUAUUACUUAUACAAUUACUUACUUUAUAACAAUUCUAUGUCCUAAUAUGAUGUUUAAAAGUAAGCGUGUGUCGUACUUUUUACCGACUUAAAGAGGAGAAGGAGGUUAUGUUCGGAUGUUUGUUUUACGAGUAUAUGAUUACUUUAUGUUGAACAAUGAUCAUAUCAUACCAUUUUUUACAAAUGUAUAAAAGUGUUACAUACCCACUAUUCUUUUAAAAUGUUCUAAAUGUCCACAUAUUUGCCUGAUAGUCAAUAUAACGUCUUCCAACAUUAUGUUUUUUUUUUUGUUUUUUAGGAAGUUUUAUUGACACGUCACGCCACCAUGUAAACUGUUGUCCGAUAUUUAAUUGUAUCGCUCAAUAACUCGGGCAAUCAAAGUAUGACCAAGAACACUCUACUGCAGGGGUGGCCAAUUUGAUUAGACAUAAGAUCUACUGUUUACUAACGAAACCCUGUGCGAUCUACCACUAACAUACUUUUUGAAAUAUUAAAUGAUACAGCAUAGUAGUGUUACGUUGCGCAAUAUGGACUAUUUAUUUAUAUUUUUUGCCUAGCCUCGAUCGACUGGACUAAUGGUCGCGAUCGACCGGUUGGCCACCCCUGCUCUACUGUCAUCUCAUCUCGUCGCAUAUCACUAAUAUGUUAUUACGUUUUCAUAUUCACACAAGUAGUAUGUAAGGUAUUUUAUGAAUCUGUGAUAGGAUAACAUAAUAUUGUACCUAAUAAAUAACAUUAAUGAACUAAUAAAA